AUGUAUUUGAUUGCAUUCCAGCCUAAGACACCCGAAAAAAAAGGACGGAAACUAAGUUUCGACGACGUGGGCUUCGAGCAAUCGAACUCAUUCGAGGAGCUGGAGGCCAGUGGCUCCAGCCAGUCACCACUCCAUCCUCACUCAUCAUUCGAGGAGCUGGAGGCCAGUGGCUCCAGCCAGUCACCACUCCAUCCUCACUCAUCAUUCGAGGAGCUGGAGGCCAGUGGCUCCAGCCAAACAACUCUCCAUCCUCAGUCACCCUUCGAGGAGCUGGAGGCCAGUGGCUCCAGCGAAACAACAUUCCAUCUUCAGUCACCCUUCGAGGAGCUGGAGGCCAGUGGCUCCAGCGAAACAACUUUCCAUCCUCAGUCACCCUUCGAGGAGCUGGAAGCCAGUGGCUCCAGCUCAACAACUCUCCAUGGCUCACCCGAGACCCUCGCCCACUCGUCGCCGUUGCAGCCUCUGAGCCACAUACGAAACACCGAGGACCUAAAGGCAGGCGAGGUCUCAUGGUUCCCACAAGCCAAGACAUGGAGACUAAACGUGGAUGAGAUCCGCAAGGUCUACCGGGACAGGCUAGAGAGGGUUCAUGACUGCUUGGAGUGCGGCGUCAUCCUCCACAGCCACAAAGCCCUAGCCGAGCAUGAGAAGUUGGACGACCACGUCCAGGAAAAGGAGCGAAUCGAAAAUUUUUUUAAUUCCAAGGCCUUUAUAAACCCCCAAGACGCAGAGCCGAUCGCGGAGCCGGAGACCGUUGGCGACUUAAUGAGUCUCAUAGCGGACGAGUCCUUCCCUGACCUUUUUGAAUAA
Molecule: messenger RNA, 810 nt
Organism: Drosophila suzukii
Lineage: Eukaryota; Metazoa; Arthropoda; Insecta; Diptera; Drosophilidae
Source: RefSeq, a predicted model, not a curated record